This is a messenger RNA of Candidula unifasciata, 615 nucleotides long. The record is from the annotation of a GenBank genome assembly. Lineage: Eukaryota; Metazoa; Mollusca; Gastropoda; Stylommatophora; Geomitridae.
AUGCCUGAGCUGCAGAUGGAUGUUGCUGUUGCCAACAGGUUUAUCUCAAGCCUCAGUAAAUCUCUUCAAGCUUUAUGCCACGGCUGCAUGGACUUUGAUAGUGGCAUCGAAAUUGUCGCAAGCGGAAGCCCUGUUGUUUCAAGAAAUAUACACUCUCACAGACCUAGGAAGGAUGUUUUUGUGGUGUAUCCAGAAUCUUGUGACAUGUCAGCCUCAGGCUCAAACUUUCAAGGGAAUGCUUUCUAUGGAAAUUCUCAUCAGGUUUCCAACAUGCCAUGCCCAUAUUGUCAGGAAAGUCUGCCAUCCCGCAUACUGUUUCAGAAGCACAUGAAUAACUUUCAUCGUGAGGAGUUUGUCUUCCCGUUCAAUUGCACAAUGUGUCAGAAAGGUUUCUUCUCUCUACCUGGCCUUCGGCACCACAUGGAAGCACACAAGGGCAGGCAGUUUGUUUGUGUGGUGUGCGAUGCCAGGUUUCAUCAUAAGCAUCAUUUAAAACGCCACCUUGAGGGUGUCCACAGUCGUAAAGAAUGCCGCUGCUGCUUACAGACAUUCCCAGUGGGGGUUGAGUUUAAUGGUCAUGUAUUGAGUUGUGGUCAAAAUACUGGAGACAAAUAA